Messenger RNA from Mercenaria mercenaria, 698 nucleotides. RefSeq names its product ninjurin-2-like. The transcript has 2 exons. The record is from RefSeq and is a predicted model, not a curated record. Gene Ontology annotation, biological process: cell adhesion; tissue regeneration. Bases 207 to 608 code for a protein of 133 amino acids. Gene Ontology annotation, cellular component: membrane. NCBI's taxonomy places the organism in Eukaryota, Metazoa, Mollusca, Bivalvia, Venerida, Veneridae.
AAUAAUUCACUAAGAUUGUUGAGCCAUUUAUAUUGAAUACGGGUCAUCUUUUUUUUUUUGUCGUGUGACGUUAUACAUAUUUUACUUAUAUUUGGAAUAAGUGUACCAGUACGUAUUAGUCUGAAAGGAAAAAUAGGAGUACAUGUAGAUUCUGUUUUGUCUUUUUUGUAACAAAUAGAACUGUGUAUAUAGUUAACCGUAAGUAAAUGGCGGGAACAAAAGUGGAUGUUUUACGGGAAGAAGGCAGUGCGGAACAGGAAAAGAAGCAUGCUUUCAACUUCAACACAUACGCGACAAAGAAAACAAUCGCUAAAGGUCUACUGGAUAUCGGACUACUGAUGGCCAACGCCUCCCAGCUCAAGUCCUUGCUGAGUCUCGGACCUGCACAAGACUAUUACUACGCCAACUUGGUUCUUAUAUCUUUGUCAAUCUUCCUUCAAAUCACGGUUGGAAUUAUCUUGCUCGUUCUUGGAAGCAUGGAAGGGAAGACAAUUGAGGAAAAGAAAAGCGCCAACACGUUGAACAAUGUUACUGUGGGAUUUGUGUUUGCGAUUACUGUUGUGAAUGUUUUUAUCGCUGCGUUUGGUAUAAAACUGACGGAGGGAUAGUGAAAAUAGGAAACUAUGUUUCCAUAUUUUAUAUGACUUUUGGUUCUAAUAUUUUUAUCAUAUUUAUAUAGUGUAUUCAAUGUGAAAAUA